Messenger RNA from Limulus polyphemus (Atlantic horseshoe crab), 2534 nucleotides. RefSeq lists its product as uncharacterized. The record is from RefSeq and is a predicted model, not a curated record. Gene Ontology annotation, molecular function: protein binding. The transcript has 7 exons. The coding region runs from base 16 to 2487 and encodes 823 amino acids. NCBI's taxonomy places the organism in Eukaryota, Metazoa, Arthropoda, Merostomata, Xiphosura, Limulidae.
ACAAGACUAAGAGGAAUGGAUGCAUCAACAAAUGGUCUGGUACUUCCAUCGUCAUUUGAAAAGUCUCUCGUUUCAUUGAAAUAUGCAGAAUCAACAAAGGCUACAUCUCGUGCAGCACCGACUGCCAUCGUCCGUUCGUCAAGGACGUCAGACAGGAACGAAAAGUUAGAACGUGAGGCAUUAUUCCAGAUGGCAUUGGAAACAUGCCCUAUGCUUUGGAUACGUCCCCAGUCGACCCCUACUGAAGGUGUGACAGCAUCUGGAAGCAGUGUAAACAAUAAGUAUGACUCAGAGCAAAGGGUGAGCAGCAUCACUCAGGCUCUUGGCACGAGAAGCAUCGCGCCUUUCCUGGGAGGUGGUAAUGUGCGCUGUGACCAGUCGAGGAGCAGCAGAGACAGCGUUUCUCUGAUAUAUCGAAGUAGCUCCACGUCCGCGUUGCUCACAGAUAGUUCCGACAUACACAACGCUGGUGCUGAUGGGAGAGAGCAUGCGUCACUACUCGAGUUUGAAACACGUAACUAUAAUUUUUGUCUUCCAAAGCAAACUAACAGUUUGGAGAGCCUUGUGGGUUCGGCGAUAUCCCCAUAUAACAAAAUGUCUCAGACGAUGAAGACUAAAUCUCAGCUUGGGACGCUUUUUGAGGAAAAUUUUAAUGAAGCCUGUGAAAGAAAACUCGCGACGUCGGAGCAGCGUCAUUGUGACCUUCAGUUUUCUACUACCGAUGGUUCACUUCAGCAUCGGUCUGAUGAAUCGGGUUACGAUAGUGACAGCACAAAAAACAGCAGCGAAGAGGUUCCGCUUGAAGAAAAACAUGACACAUUCAAAGAAAAUUAUGGACUUUCUCCUUCUCUAAAAACAAUACCACAGGUUAACAACAGUCCCGUUCAUGUAGAACACUGUGCAGCACAUACGAAUAGGCCGACAGAAAGUAAUCUUCAAAAAUUUGCCAUGUUUUUACAGAAAUUGACCAGUUCGGGGCCAACUGGUCACUUCCACCGUAUAGGUCACAAAAGGAUAACGAAUGAUAAUGAUUUCAAACCAUCUUAUAAAGGUGAAAUUCAAAACUUUUCGUCACAAAUGCGAAAACCUUACUCAGAGUUUGUGCAAAACAAAGAAAAUCAACAGUGUGAUUGGAGCAAAAAGAAACAAAAAGAAAGCAGCAGUUUAACAUCACCUAUAACCUCUGACUCAGAAACUAAAAAAGAUAACUCCAAAUUCGAACAAUUUAAAGCGUGGACUUUAGAUCGCAAGCUACUUAAGAACAAGCGAAAGAAAACACCACAACAGUUUGUAUGUGAAGAGAACAGUUCGCAGGCCAGCGAUACUGCUAAGAGAAGUAGUCUAUUUGUACCUUAUUUGAAUACAAGUCCUUCGGUAGAUGAGAUCUAUGGAAGUUGUCUUGAUUCAUCAUUUCACCACGAGACUCUUCAAAGGAAAAAAGAACAUGUUACCAAUGGGGAAACCCCACUUCGUGACCAUGUGUGUGGUGAUCUGAACUAUCAAUUAAAAUUUAAAAAGUCCAGUCGCUCUGUAGUGUCUUCCCUUAAUGAUAAGAGGAGAAAACAAUGGCUUGAGGAUGGGCUUAAUGCUAGUGAAAGAUUAAUAUCACAAGAAUCUAGUAUUGGUUGGUGUCAAGAUAGAUCGUUUUUUCAACUCGAGGGAGAUUCUCAAACUUUUGUUGUGAGGUUAAAGAAAGACAGUCUAAAUGAACUGCGAGUUUAUAUUAGUCCUAAAGAAGAGAAUCAGUCGACUAAGAGGUACAUUAUAGCAAAAUUAGAAAACAGCAGCCCAGUACAGAGAUCCAGCCAUCUGCAGUCAGGUGAUGAAUUGCUUAUGAUCAAUGGACAACAGCUGUGUGAUGUGGAGUUAGAAGAAGUGUUGAGUCUCCUGCAUGAUUCAACUUCAGAUGUAUGCCACCUGGUGGUACGACGGGCUGGAAUUACAAACGAUUACAAAAGAAUGCCAACAAAAGGACUAGUGCCAGAUCCAGUUUCGAAAUGGAGAUCCCCAAAUGAGAUCACAACGUCUAACAACCAUGAAAUACACCUGCCACCUCUUGGUAGCAGACGUUCACAUCCACUUGUUCAAUUCGAAAGCGAGGUGGCUGACAACGGACUGUAUACAUUACCAAGAAAACCCAAGUCUUCUCAACUUUCUCUUUAUACAGUUGUCUUUGAAAAAGGUUCAGGAAAGAAGAGUUUGGGAUUCAGUAUUGUUGGGGGUACGGACUCCCCUAAAGGAGCCCUGGGAAUUUACGUAAAGACUAUUUUCCCAUGCAGUCAAGCUGCAGAAACCGAUCAGCUUAAAGAAGGGGAUGAAAUUCUGAUGAUAAAUGGACAGCCACUACAAGGACUGUCUCAUGCUGAGGCAAUAGCAGCUUUCAAACGAAUUAAGCAAGGUUCUGUCGUUCUACGGGUGGGUAGAAGAACAGGAACAAAAAAGUUCUGUCAAGUUUCCAAGUCAUGUAGCAAUCUCGACACCCUUUAGUAUUAUAACAAGUGUAUGGAAAUCCAGCAGAUUCAAGAAUGAGUUUA